GAGGAGAAGAAGCCGAAGAGGAAGGUGGCUUGUAUGAUUGGCUACUGUGGAACUGGGUACCAUGGAAUUCAGUUCAACCAGCCCCAUGACACUAUUGAGAGUGCGUUGUUUGAUGCCUUUGUCAAGGCUGGUGCAAUCUCGAAGGAUAAUUCUGACGAUCCGAAGAAGUCCUCGUUGCAGCGUGCUGCCAGGACGGAUAAGGGUGUGCAUGCCGCUUGCAACUUGAUCUCCCUCAAGCUCAUCAUCGAGGACCCAGAGAUCGUUCAGAAGAUCAACUCUCACCUCCCUGAUCAGAUCCGCCUUUGGGGUAUCGUGCGCACGAUCAACUCCUUCAACCCUCGCACGCUCUGCGACUCCCGCGUCUACGAGUAUCUCAUCCCAUCAUACGCCUUCUUGCCUCCGGCUCCCGAGUCAGCUGCUCACAAGAUGAUGAUGUCGAAGGAAGGUGCGACUAUCGGUGAAGAUGGUGAGGCUUUCUGGAAGACCGCCAACGAAAAGGUCGCCGAGGCUCUCGCUGCUUUCGACAAGGACGUUGCUCCGACGAUGACCGAGGCGAGCGAGGAGGAGGUCGAGGCGAGGCGCAGUCGCGCUGGCAAGAUAGAGGACUACCGUCAAAAGUUGGCUUACCGUAUGCCUGCGGACCGCCUCGAGCGUGUGCGCGCUGCAUUCAAGGCCUACGAGGGUAACAAGAACUACCACAACUACACUCUCGGUAAGGGCUUCCGCGAUCCGUCCUCCAAGAGAUACAUUAAGACUUUCACCGUUUCUGACCCCAAGAUCAUCAACGACACCGAAUGGUUGUCCCUGAAGGUCCACGGUCAGAGUUUCAUGUUGCAUCAAAUUCGCAAGAUGGUUACUAUGGCGGUGCUCUUGGCGCGCUACAACGUGCCCGUAGAAAGAAUUUCGGAGACCUUCGGACCAGUGAAGGUCAACAUCCCGAAGGCCCCUUCGCUCGGGUUGUUGCUCGAGCGUCCCAUCUUCGAUGCGUACAACAGAAAGCUCGAAAGCGGUAUCAGCGUCGAUGCAGCGAAGCCUGCGUUGAAUUUCGACAAGUACGAAACGGAGAUUGAGGACUUUAAGAUGAAGCACAUCUAUGACAAGAUCUACGCCGAGGAAGAAAAGGAACAGACGCUCGAUAGAUUCUUGCAAUUCAUUGACACGUGGGAUGGACUGGAUAUGCAA
Messenger RNA from Saitoella complicata NRRL Y-17804, 1182 nucleotides. Its product is annotated as tRNA pseudouridine synthase. Gene Ontology annotation, biological process: tRNA pseudouridine synthesis; mRNA pseudouridine synthesis. Gene Ontology annotation, cellular component: nucleus. The transcript has a single exon. The annotation marks the transcript as partial. The record is from RefSeq and is a predicted model, not a curated record. NCBI's taxonomy places the organism in Eukaryota, Fungi, Ascomycota, Saitoellomycetes, Saitoellales, Saitoellaceae. Gene Ontology annotation, molecular function: pseudouridine synthase activity; RNA binding.